Molecule: messenger RNA, 1856 nt
Organism: Olea europaea var. sylvestris
Lineage: Eukaryota; Viridiplantae; Streptophyta; Magnoliopsida; Lamiales; Oleaceae
Product: probable serine/threonine-protein kinase At4g35230
Exons: 12
Coding region: 165-1841 (558 amino acids)
Biological process (GO): brassinosteroid mediated signaling pathway; protein phosphorylation
Molecular function (GO): protein kinase activity; ATP binding
Source: RefSeq, a predicted model, not a curated record
AAAACUACAUUUUUCUCUCUCUAAAAAUCCAUACAUGCUGCAGAAAGCCUCAGUAUAACGGCACUCAACAUUAUCGUAACUCUAGAUACGCAGCUCCGACAUAAAAUAAAAUAAAAUAAUAAUGUUAAUAUAGGUGAUCUUCACUGAGUUAACUCGGCCUAGUGAUGGGCUGCUGCGAAUCGUUGUUCUCGAGGAAGCCGCGCUUGGAUAAGGAUCAUUCGUACAACAGCCACCAACGCCAUUCUUCCUCUGCUAACGUCGCCGGAGGAGGCUCGUCGGGUUUCGCGGAGUUCACUUUGGCGGAGCUGAAGGCUGCUACCAACAACUUUAGCUCCGACAACAUCGUCUCUGAGAGUGGAGAGAAGGCCCCUAAUAUCGUCUAUGAAGGCCGUCUGCAGAACCGCCGCUGGAUCGCUGUCAAAAAAUUCACCAAAAUGGCCUGGCCCGAUCCUAAACAGUUCGCUGAGGAAGCAAAGGAAGUGGGGAAACUGAGGCACAAGAGGCUGGCAAAUUUGAUAGGGUAUUGUUGUGAUGGGGAUGAGAGGCUGCUUGUGGCGGAGUUCAUGCCUAACGAGACUCUUGCUAAGCAUUUAUUUCACUGGGAGAAUCAAACCCCUGAGUGGGCCAUGCGUUUAAGAGUGGCUUUGUAUAUAGCUGAAGCAUUAGAUUAUUGCAGCAAUGAAGGUCGACCACUGUACCAUGACUUGAAUGCCUAUAGGGUUCUCUUUGAUGAGAAUGGUGAUCCACGGCUUUCCUGCUUUGGAUUGAUGAAAAAUAGCAGGGAUGGUAAAAGUUACAGCACAAAUCUUGCAUAUACACCUCCUGAGUAUCUAAGAAAUGGUAAUUUUCAGAUUUAUAUGGGUGCUGGAAGCCUCUCGGGUCGGGUGAAUUCAAUAAUAGAUGCCUGUUGGCAUUCCAGCCUUCCUUCUCCUUUCAGGGCCUAUCCGAAAGAGAAUCGUAGGUGCUAUUCGAAUAGAUAUAGCAAAAGAUUCGGUGUGGGAGUUCUCAGGCGACUGAAUUUUUCAAGGGUGACUGGUGACAUCAUCAAGCUCUUUAACUUGGGUAAGGGUUCGAUUAGGACAUUUAGAAGAAAUGUGACCAAAGUCUUUACAGUUGACGCACAAGAAGGAAACUGCAGCACUGGAGGCCGGCGGUCGGCGUCCAUGGAUGUCACGAGCGGAGGCGAUGGUCGUGAGUGGGUGUUCCGGGUCGGAAAGGCAAUGGGUCAAUUUCUGGUUGCUGUAAUUUACGGUGGGUUUGUUGAAUUUCGGAUUGCUGUAUGGAGAAAACAGGUAGUGGGCGACGGCGCGCCAGAUUUCAUGCACCUGUUUCCAUGUUGUGCCUUUCAGGCACUGGAUAUGAUUCGAGGUAAAAAUAUUCUGCUUUUGACGGACUCCCAUUUGGAAGGGAACUUCUCGACUGAAGAGGCAACUGUUGUUUUUGGUCUUGCUUCACAGUGUCUGCAAUAUGAACCAAGAGAGCGGCCAAAAACUAAAGAUCUUGUUUCUACCCUUUCCCCACUGCAAAAUAAACCUGAUGUUCCUUCUCACAUGAUGUUGGGAAUUUCAAAGCAGGAAGAAACGCCACCAACCCCACAACAUCCUCUCUCUCCAAUGGGUGAUGCCUGUUCACGUAUGGAUCUUACAGCCAUCCAUCAAAUUUUGGUGAUGACUCACUAUAAAGACGACGUAGGAACUAAUGAGUUAUCUUUCCAAGAGUGGACCCAACAAAUGAGAGAUAUGUUGGAUGCAAGGAAACGCGGAGACCUGGCAUUCCGUGACAAAGAUUUCAAAACUGCUAUUGAUUGCUACUCUCAGGUAAUCGCAAAAUUUAUUGCUUGAAUACUUUAAUCACAG